Cylicocyclus nassatus is the source of this 2084-nucleotide messenger RNA. NCBI's taxonomy places the organism in Eukaryota, Metazoa, Nematoda, Chromadorea, Rhabditida, Strongylidae. The record is from the annotation of a GenBank genome assembly.
CCCAACCCCACCUGCUGGCUACCACUAAUUUAGAAAACGUAGCCGCUGGUGCUCAUGCGGUGAUCAGGGAAAAUCUCGCGCUUGACAGGUCUCGUCCAGCGAUGGCCAAGAGUUCACAACAAUCCGAGGGAGGUCAACUCGGCUCUUUGUGGCUGAGGUCAACUCCAUCGGUGCUAACACCCCACAUCAGCUGCUGGUUAAUAGCCACGCCCCACGUUGCGUAACGCAAACCUGGGGCCGUCCGGCAUUCCUUCGGUCACCGCUAUUGCGCGCCAUGCAACCUUCUCACGAGCCGAUCGCGGAACAGAGUCCGCUCCGGAUUCCGCCUGCUGGUCUGCAAUCUGCCCAACGUCCUUCGAUUUCCCUACCAGGAAUGGGCAUUCAGCGACAGCUUCCUCCCAAUUCAUCGCUUUACCCACCUGCUAUGCUCGCCCAUAUGUUUCAACCCUAUCUAAAUGGAGUUUUUCCACCACCUGAAUUCGCUUUUCAUCACAUUGGACAUCCUUCCACAUCGGGACAGACGGGGCAAAUGAAGCCUCCCAGUUUGGAUAUGGAGCAUCUGGCCAAAAGGAUGCAUCACAUUAGUGAAGACAGAGAUUCCGGUAAUGAGUCGUUGAGUUACGCUGGUUCACCUACCCCGUCUGGCACUUCUUCAAAGGAUUCUUCAAGGUCCAACUCAUUCUCAGUAUCAGCGCUCCUAAAAGCAGACAUCGUGUCAAAAGCAAAACCACCCAUUCCUGGCCCAACAUCCAUACAACACGAACCAGAACUCAAGCCUGAAGUCAAGCCUAGUCUAGCUCCACCGGCUCAACUCCAACCUAUCCAUACACCAACUCCAAUGAGACCGUCAGGAAUAACUCCACAAGCUUACCAGAAUUUCCAUCAUCAGCUACAAAUGAGCAAUUUCCACUUCCCUCCCGUUCAAGCACCUGCUCCCCUGGGACAACUCCAAAACUUUGGCCUCCCGCCAGGUCCUUCGGGACCUCUUACCCCACAACGACCCGCGCAAGCGGGCAAUUACCCGGAUCAGUACAGGAUGCAGCAAUUUUUUACCAUGGGGAUGCCAGUAAACGAAUCGAGUCAGAGGGAUAUCUGUGUUGUCUGUAACGAUAACGCCAGCGGUUAUCACUACGGAGUAAUGAGCUGUGAGGGUUGUAAGGGUUUCUUCCGACGGACUGUGCAGAAAAAUAUGGACUACACAUGCCAUAAGGAGAAGCAAUGUCCCGUCGAUCGAGUUAGUCGAAAUCGUUGUCAAGCUUGUCGCUUCCAAAAAUGUCUGGACAAGGGCAUGACCAAGGAAUCCGUCCGGCAGGAUCGAACAAGAAAAAGGAAAACAAGAGAUGAAGAGAAGGAUUCCGAGUUGGAUGAAACACGAUCGCUGAUGAACACUGUUGACGAGGUCACCACGGCUUACAGGGAAGUCUUUGGACAACCUGGGAUACAGGAGGAUUUCACCUCUCGAAUCCGACAGUUCGUCUCGAAAGUUUCCCUUUUCAAAGAAUAUCCAGAAGAUCAACUCUCAGCAAAGAUACAAAAGGGAGCGCGAGGUUGCAUGUUAUUACGUGCUGCUUUCGUCCCCGGUGAAAGCUCGUCCAUCGAUUGUCCAGCUCUCCUAGAGCGACUUCGAAGUGGCCUCUCCGAUAUUCAGAUGGAAGAGCUCGCUCUGCUCUCUGCCAUUCACAUCGCUCAACCAAGUGGAAUGCAUGGAAGCGACAAUGUGACGAUGAAGCUCAGCGAAUGCCUACAAGCCCAGAUUCGAAUCAGUAGUCCGGAUAAGGAAAACUCCAAUAAAUUUACUAGAAUGUUGUUCAAAUUGCCAUUAUUGGAUGAAUGAUCUGAUUGUAACAAAUAUCUCUCAUACUUAUCUCAAUUAACAUUAGAAUCUCAUUAAAAACGGGUAAAUUGUUUUUGCUCAGAUAAUCAUUGUAUUUUACUAUGUUGCUCAUUGAAGAGACGAGUAUGAUCAAAGUUGUGCGUGUACUCGGGUGAGAAGAAGGGUAAAUCUCGAUUGUACUUAUUUAUAGGAUUGUUUUCAGUAAUGUGUGUUCAGAAUUUUAUAAAGAAUGAACUUUGUGUGAAAUAGA